Drosophila serrata is the source of this 1348-nucleotide messenger RNA. RefSeq names its product Glucuronyltransferase I (gene GlcAT-I). Gene Ontology annotation, molecular function: galactosylgalactosylxylosylprotein 3-beta-glucuronosyltransferase activity. Gene Ontology annotation, cellular component: Golgi membrane. Gene Ontology annotation, biological process: chondroitin sulfate proteoglycan biosynthetic process; carbohydrate metabolic process. Lineage: Eukaryota; Metazoa; Arthropoda; Insecta; Diptera; Drosophilidae. The record is from RefSeq and is a predicted model, not a curated record.
AAACAUAAAUAAUUCAAAUUCGUGCGGUACAUUUAAGUCUAACCAGCAAUGCCGUUGAGGAAAAAAAACGCUCAUUGAUUGACGGCUUUAGGGACUUAGAAAAGUGCAGAGGCAAAGCAGCAGAGAGAUGUCGGAAGUCCGCAUUCGGCCGCGCCAGGUGCUGGUGCUAAUCAUAGUCUUCUUGGUGAUUCUAAUGAUGGUGCACCGGAAUGGGAAGCGCACCUGCCAGGGUCCGGACUACCUGCAGACAAUGUACGCACAGGCGGAUACGUUGCCGACCAUCUACGCUGUGACGCCGACGUAUACGCGACCCGCUCAGAAGGCGGAACUGACCAGGUUGUCGCACCUAUUCAUGCUGCUGCCGCAUCUGCACUGGAUCAUUGUGGAAGACGCAAAUGCCACUAGUCCCCUGGUCACUGGGCUGCUACAGCGCGCCGGCCUGGGGAAGCGCUCCACGCAGCUGAACAUCAAGACACCGCCCGAGUUCAAGCUGCAGGGCAAAGAUCCCAACUGGAUCAAGCCACGCGGCGUCGAGCAGCGCAACUUGGCGCUCACCUGGCUGCGCAACAACGUCAACACGGACCAGCACUCGAUAGUGUUCUUUAUGGAUGACGACAACUCAUAUUCCACGGAGCUGUUUACCGAAAUGUCGAAAAUACAACGGGGACGCGUCGGCGUCUGGCCAGUGGGCCUCGUUGGCGGUCUGAUGGUGGAGCGACCGUAUCUCAGUGAAGAUCAGAAGCAGGUUAUUGGCUUCAAUGCCGCCUGGCGGCCGGAACGACCCUUUCCCAUUGAUAUGGCCGCCUUUGCCAUUAGCAUGGAUCUGUUUAUACGCAAUCCACAAGCCCUCUUCUCAUACGAAGUGCAGCGCGGCUAUCAAGAGAGCGAGAUAUUGCGACACCUGACCACCCGGGAAAAGCUGCAGCCGCUGGCCAAUGGCUGCCGUGAGGUGCUCGUGUGGCACACGCGCACCGAGAAGACCAAGCUCACCGCCGAGGAGGCGCUGCUGAAGCAGGGCAAGCGUUCCGACGGCGGCAUGGAGGUGUAAGCAGAUCGAAAAAGACCGCUGUUACAGCCAGCCGGGUGUACAUACUUAGCCAGUGUCCCCAUCCUCUUCUCCUCUUAGUGAAUUUAUUUAAUAUCCGCCAGAAAUCUUUGAUUUUCUCGCAGACUCAAUUGAAACAGAUGUAUACUUCCGCCUAGUCUAAGUGCAAUUACCUACUUAAAGCAUCACCUUAGUAUUAAAGAAAUAAUUGAUCAGAUUUGUAAGUCAAACGUUUAAUUUUAUUUAAUUUUUGCUUACUUUUUGUAAAAUUCAAAUCAAAAGCAAUACCUUGACUUAAGUACA